Chenopodium quinoa (quinoa) is the source of this 1100-nucleotide messenger RNA. RefSeq lists its product as uncharacterized. The record is from RefSeq and is a predicted model, not a curated record. Bases 170 to 601 code for a protein of 143 amino acids. The transcript has 2 exons. NCBI's taxonomy places the organism in Eukaryota, Viridiplantae, Streptophyta, Magnoliopsida, Caryophyllales, Amaranthaceae.
UCAGCCAUUGAGCUGAGAAAGAAGCAAAUCGAAGAGAAGAAGGCGGCACUGGCCGCCAAGAAUGCUGGGGUAAAACCUCUUACAUUUCUUACCGGAUGACAUAUGGUGAGCUACCUUUAUUUCUAACUGAUUGCUUUGUUUUGACUAUUUUCAGGGUGGAACCCAAGGCAUGCCAAAAUCACUAGCAAGCAUGCACAAAAGACCGGCUGGUGACAUACCUCAGCCGGCUUCAAAAGCUUUGCCGGGUCCACCUUUGGCAGCUAGUCCUGCAAAGAGGACGCCUGCCCCUGCCAGGCCAACCACCGCAGGGAAGAGCCUGCAGCUAACGCCGAGUGCUUCGGCGGGCCAUACCCGGAUGGGAUCUGGCUCAGAUGCGGCUGGGGGGGAUGGCACCCCACAGCCUGAACAAGAUGAGUCUACCAGCCGGCCCGACUACAACCAAUAUGCCAAGAGAAUGGUCAAGACUCUGACCCGUUCUGAGAAGGAGGCAGUGCCGGCUGUACACCAGGUUAACCUGGAUCGCAUCAACUCUCUUCUUGCUGAGGUAAAUAACCCGAAUGACCUAUACAUGUCUCAAACUCUGUUUUUGCCAGAUGAGUAGUAAUUAUCAUCAUUAGUUCUAACACCCUUUCCGGCUGGUACCAUAGGUGAUGCUGAGAGUGGACGGGCUCCGAGUCCCCUUGCGUAAAAAGCAAGAGGAGGUAAGAGACGCUCAGAAGCGUGCCCUUGACCUGAUUGACGCUAGUCAAUUUCAUACUAUUAACUAUGAUAAGGCAACUAAAGAGAGGGAGUUGGAACAGGAGGAAUUGCUGAAGAAGGCUGUACUGGCUGGGGAUGAGGCUAAGAAGAAAGUUGAAGAUCUUGAGCUUAAGGUCAAGAACCUCCAGGCUGAUCUUAGAGCUCUGGAAGGUGCUGACAGGGAAAAUGCCGACCUCCGCCAGAAGAACAACGAGCUGACUGUCCAACUCGCUAAUAUUCAGGCGGCCCACAAAAAGGAGCUGAACGAGGAACUCGGCCGCCUGAUUUCAGAGAAUGAAGCCGACUGCGAGGAACGCAUGAAGCUGGCUUGGGGCCUCAUCCAUCCGGACUCUGACUUUAAC